GCCAACCGCAUUGCCUCAGGGUCACGAGCGAACGCGGACGUGUUAUAGGUCAGUCACGUGACUCAUUCAUUGCCGGCUCGGGCUCUGCCGCUGACCCAAGAUGGAGGAGUACGCGCGCGAGCCUUGCCCCUGGCGGAUAGUGGAUGACUGUGGUGGUGCCUUCACAAUGGGAGCCAUAGGUGGUGGAAUCUUCCAGGCUAUCAAAGGAUUCAGAAAUUCCCCAGUAGGUGUAAACCACCGGCUGCGGGGAAGUUUGACAUCUAUUAAAACCAGAGCACCACAAUUGGGAGGUAGCUUUGCAGUCUGGGGUGGUCUCUUUUCCAUGAUUGACUGUAGUAUGGUGAAAAUGAGGGGUAAAGAAGAUCCAUGGAACUCAAUCACAAGUGGUGCCUUAACUGGAGCCAUAUUGGCCUCGAGAAAUGGACCAGUUGCCAUGGUUGGGUCAGCUGCUAUGGGAGGAAUACUUCUAGCUUUAAUUGAAGGAGCUGGUAUCCUAUUAACAAGAUUUGCCUCCACACAAUUUCCAAAUGGCCCUCAAUUUUCAGAUGAUCCCUCCCAGUUGCAGCCCUCCCCAUUUGGAGAUUAUAGGCAAUAUCAAUGAUUACAUUGUUCUACUGUUUCAUAUUGUACAUGUGAGCUGUCAUUUAUAAAGUGCUGGAAAACCAAGAUACAGAAAAUUGGAAGUGUAUGGUAGACCUCUUUGUGCAAACUAUGGCAAGAGGACACUUAGCACUUUUUCAUUGUAAAGAUGCACAAGAGAACUUUUAGAAGAUCAUAAAUAUAUUUAUUCAUCAUAGGAUUCCAUUGUUGUAAAGUUGAUAUGUCUGACAUAACACAUUAAUGCUUAAGAUGAGGAUCAAACAGAAACUGUACUACUUUUGGAUAUGGAAUGAAAUGAAUUUCCUUGGGGACUUCUCUGAAGUGUGGUAUGAACAAGGGUGCAAUUUAGUCACGGAAUCUGUGACUUCAGCCAGCGCUGGCCGGAAGCUGCAGGGUCCCUUGCUGCCUGUGGAGGCCGGGAGAUGCAGGAGGCCCCUGUAGCUUCUGGCCACGGCGGGCGGCACAGCGGAUCCCCGCCGCUGCAGUGGCAGGGGGAACCCCUGGAGCUUCCGGCUGUUGUGGGCAACUGGGGAAAACCCUGGCGGCUUGGAGCCACCAGUGGAAGGGGACCCUGGAGCUCCCAGCCCAUGUGCAGAUGCCUAGGCUCCCAAUUUCGUCAUGGAUGUUUUUAGUAAAAGUCAGGGACAGGUCAUGGGCUUCUGUGAUUUUUUUUUUUAUCAUUAUUAUUAUUAUUUUAUUAUUGCCCAUGACCUGUUCCUGACUUUUACUAAAAAUAUCUGUGACAAGAUCUUAGCCUUAGUUAAUCUUAAACCAUUAUUUAACCAUUAACAAUAGAACUUAUCCUCUCUCUUCACAAUCAGUAUCACAUGUAGGUCACAAUACUGAGCAUUUCAGUUCAUUUUAAGAAAAUUCAUUCAUCUACAUGAGUUCCAAUCAACACUCCUGAGGUGAAUUUUGGGGAGGAUAUUGUGUGUUGAGCCAAUGAAGAGUAAUAUAUUUUUGUAACUCUCCUUUGUGCUGCAUAAAGUAUUUCUUUCCACACAAAUUAAAGCCCAAUUGUAAGUAAAAUAUCUUGCUUAUAAAAGGUGCCUGUUCCAGAAUUCUUUUUCCUAGAGGGCUACUGUGCCUUGAUUCCUGACCUUUCUCUUAGUGUUACUGGUGUGUAAUGCUCAAAAUACUUCAGAAGAAGAGUUCUGUAUUGAUGAGUGUCAUUUGCAUUCAUAAAAAGUUACUGAUUUCCUCAGGUGCAGUUGGAAAGAAAAUAUUUUUCUUGUUUUUUUUUUAACAUGAGCCAGGUAUUAAUUUAAGCAGAACUUCAGUGAUUUCCAUGCUUUUAUAAUGCAUAAAAAUGUUUGCCUUACUCCACUGCUCAAAGAUGUGAUGACAGUAUGAGACCUCAAGGACUUCAUUAUUUUUACAAAACUGUUUUACCAUACUAGUAUAUGAAAUAGCAUAAUAAAUAAUUAAAAUGACACUACAUCUGUGUGUUGGCGGGGAUGAGCAACUCAAUUUUGUGAUGCAGUAUCCUUGGUUUUUGAAACUUUAGGUACUAAUGUUUUAAAUGUAGCUUUCACACUGGGUCUCUUUCUGUCAUUAAUGGGAAUUAGUGAGGUUUGGCUGUAGCUUAUAGCUCAUUUGAGCAAGAAAAUGUAAAUACAUAGUGUCUAUAAUGCAUAUUUUUAAAUCUUUCUUGUCUGUUUGUGAGCCUGAGCCUUGAAAUGGGUCAUUUUAAAAGGAUUGGAACAAAUGCUGUACUCAAAUAAGCACAAUGUGUUUAGUCAGCCAUAUCUUCUUUGUGGAUUGGUACUAGUAAGUGAUCAUGCUUGCUUAAAUAGAAAAAAGAAUGUCAGAUAAUUACAAUGUAUCUAAAGAUGCUCAUGUACAAAAUGGGGAAAAUAGUUUAUAAUAAAGAUUGUUAGUUCAAAUACCAAG
Molecule: messenger RNA, 2493 nt
Organism: Mauremys reevesii (Reeves's turtle)
Lineage: Eukaryota; Metazoa; Chordata; Testudines; Geoemydidae
Gene: TIMM17A
Product: translocase of inner mitochondrial membrane 17A
Exons: 6
Coding region: 101-601 (166 amino acids)
Biological process (GO): protein import into mitochondrial matrix
Cellular component (GO): TIM23 mitochondrial import inner membrane translocase complex; mitochondrial inner membrane
Molecular function (GO): transmembrane protein transporter activity
Source: RefSeq, a predicted model, not a curated record